Molecule: messenger RNA, 2222 nt
Organism: Cuscuta campestris
Lineage: Eukaryota; Viridiplantae; Streptophyta; Magnoliopsida; Solanales; Convolvulaceae
Source: the annotation of a GenBank genome assembly
AACAAGAUCACAAAUGACUAUAUUUAGGCUUACAUAUUGAGAGAAUUUGAUGAGUCAAAGUGCUUAGAUGAAUAGUUUCAAAAGUCAAAAGUGGACGAAUAUAGCGGGACCGAGGUUGUGUUUUCACGUCAGAGAGCCCAGCUUUUUGUUUCGUCAUUUACUGCCAUUUUUUCCAAUGAUCGAUCUACCCCCACACACCAAUCAAUCAUGCGGUCGCUUCAACCGGCACAUUCCGCUCCAUCGGAGUUUUCUUCUCCGCCGCCGCCCUCAUCUUCCCCAGCAGCGAAUCGUAAUCGUCACCGGCGGAAACCCGAUCUAACCCUUCCUCUUCCUCAACGUGACCCUAGAUUAGCUGUACCUCUUCCUCUCCCUCCCACCUCGGCCCCGUCUCCGGCCUCGGUGUUACCAUCCUCGUCUGAUCUAUCGACUCCUCUCACCUUCUCCGAGCUGGAGCGCAUCAACCGCAUCGGGAGUGGGAGCGGCGGCACGGUCUACAAGGUCCUCCACCGUCCGACGUGCAAAUUCUAUGCUCUGAAGGUGAUUCACGGCCACCACGAGGACUCCGUCCGCCUCCAGAUGCGUCGCGAGAUCGAGAUCCUCCGCGACGUCGACCACCCCAACGUGGUUAAAUGCCACGGUUUGUCCGAUCACAAUGGCGAGAUUCAAGUCCUCCUCGAGUACGUGGACAGAGGAUCGCUGGAAGGGACCCACAUGCCUCACGAACCCUCCCUCUCGGAUCUCACCCGCCAGAUUCUCUCCGGACUCUGCUACCUCCACCGACGGAGGAUUGUUCAUCGGGACAUCAAGCCCUCCAAUUUGCUCAUCAAUUCGCAGCGCAAGGUGAAGAUAGCCGACUUUGGGGUCUCGAGAAUCCUCGCACAAACAAUGGAUCCCUGCAACUCCUCCGUUGGAACCAUCGCGUACAUGAGCCCAGAGAGGAUAAACACAGAUCUGAACCAGGGACAGUACAAUGGUUAUGCAGGGGAUAUAUGGAGUUUGGGAGUGAGCAUUUUGGAGUUCUACUUGGGGAGAUUCCCCUUCAACGAUGGAAGGCAAGGGGAUUGGGCUUCCCUCAUGUGCGCCAUUUGUAUGUCGAAACCGCCUGAGGCGCCACCCACAGCUUCAAGAGAGUUUAGAAACUUCAUCUCCCUCUGCUUGCAGAGAGAUCCAGAGAAACGGUUGACGGCUCUGCAGCUUUUAAGCCACCCCUUCAUUUUGCAAAACAGUUCGGGAAGCACUAAUAGUCAUGGAAUUCCCAAUCACAUUCCUCGAACACACCACCAAUCGCUACCUCCCCCGCGCCCUCAUUUCUCUUCUGCUUAAUAUUCUUUCAGAUUUGUGAUCUUUUUGUGUAAUUGUAUCAUGGAAGUGAGUGACUAAUUGCCCAAAGGCCAAAGUGGUGGGCGAUCUAAGGGGAACACAAAAUAGAGAAACACUUAUCAUUUGGAUUCACAAUAACAGGUUUAUAUCUAACUUGAGGCUUUUGUUUCCUAUGAAUCUCUUUGUUUUUUUUGUUGCAGAAAUAAGCAAAUGUGCACUUCUUAGGCAUCAAGCAGCAUUCACACAAUCUGCAUAUAAGCAUUUGUUUUGUUACCAUUUUGAUGGGAAAUUCACCACUGUAUCUGUAAUGAAUGGUGUUAGGAAUGAAAAUCUUUGUCAUGACUGAACUGUCUCACCAUAAACAAGAAUGGGAAAAGGCAGAUAUCAUCAACUCAAGCAUACACAUAUAUUAUUUUUUUUAAAAAAAGAAAAUCUGAUAACUGAACCCUGGAAUAAAGGGAAGUGAGGAUACAAAGAAAACAUCAUGGACCUAACAAUGGCUAUGGUGAGAACUAGAAACUGUAAAGAAAGACAUUUGUUGUUGAACCUUGAAGAGAAGAAGGGGAGACCCAAGAAACAGAGUGGAGAGAGUCCGAGAUUGAGUGCUGGUGUGAAUCGUGGGACUGUGUAAGUUGAGAUAUAUUGAGAGUGAGUAAAGAUGUAAAACAAAUACUCUUUGGCCCAAAUGCAAAUGUCUAAUUGGACAUAGGAUUUGUAUAAAUAUUUUUCUAAUUAUAGACAACACUACUAAAACGGUCUGGUAUUUUUUCAGUUUUGAACAGUCAAGACUGGUUAUGUACCCACUCUUAAUGGUACGGUCCUGGUUCAGGAGGAAAAUAAAAUGAUUGUAUUUAAAACUCUUUUUCGGUUUGGUACUACAUUGGACUGUUUUGGUAACAAUU